AUGCCUCCCCAACUACUCACCGCCGAAGAUGCCGUUACUAAACUUAUCGACUCUUCCAAGUUGAUAGAAAUGCGCCCUGGGCUAAAGACGCAAGAAGAGAAUCGUGUUGUCGAAGCUUUCACAUUAUUGGCUACUGGUCCCCCUGCUGAAGACACCAGAGCCGCGAAGCAGCGAACUAUUUACUUGCAAUUCCUCCAGCAGGUAAAUACAGUCCUGGGACGAGACAAAGUGGUUCUGUGUGCCGCUACCAUUGGGUGCUCUAAUGUAGCGAGAAUGAGAGACCGUGCUAGAGUAGAGCUACCCCACAAGAUGAAAGAAAGAAGUGCAGAGUUCGAGUGCGGCGUUCUCCGAAGUCUUGGAGAUAUCUACUUCGCUAGAUUCUUUCCUCAGCGCCACGAUAAUCUGUCUCAAGACCUUGACGAGACAGAUGCAACAGUGACUACUACUGGUGACGUUUAUGAACUUGAUAUAGGCGAUAUUGAGCAGGCCCUCAGGUCCAGAGAACACAUCCGGGGGAAAGCGUGGCUGACCGACACUUACGCGAAUACGUCAUCCUUCAUAACUAUACCGAUAUCCGAUGAGUUGACGCGUCGAUUGAUUAUACAACGGCGACGAGUGAUGUGA
Molecule: messenger RNA, 624 nt
Organism: Aspergillus alliaceus
Lineage: Eukaryota; Fungi; Ascomycota; Eurotiomycetes; Eurotiales; Aspergillaceae
Exons: 3
Coding region: 1-624 (207 amino acids)
Source: RefSeq, a predicted model, not a curated record